CUAUGAGGGGCUCGGUGGAGAGCAGGACUGAGUGAAGUUGUCCGUCUUUCCGUCUUUCUGCUCUCCUCUCCGGGUCCAGCUGUACCUCUCUCCCUCCCUCCGCUCUCCUCUCCCCUCUCGUAGCGCAGGGCUCGUCCACGCAGCUCCACGAUGGAGAGAGGCGCGAUGUUGGCUGCGUGUCUGCUGUGCUGGAGCUGCAGCGUGUGCGUGGUUACGUCCAUCCAGAGGGAUGAUAUGUUUCCUUACGGCACUUUGAGUGGGGAUUUAAUUCUAGCGGAGGGCGACGAUGAAACGUCCAAAGUGCUGUCUCUGCCCAAACCCCUUUACUUCUACGACUCAUACUUCUCUCAGCUAUAUGUGGCCACCAAUGGGAUCAUAUCGGCCCAGGAUUUGCCGAUGGAAAAGCAAUAUGUCGACGAUGGCUUCCCCACCGACUUCCCCGUGGUUGCGCCGUUCCUGGCUGACAUUGACACCAGCGGAGGACGAGGACAGAUUUACUACCGCGUCACCGAAACACCGAGUGUCCUCAACAGAGUGGCCCAGGAAGUACAUCGGGGCUUUCCGGACGCAAAGUUCACACCGACGCACGCUGUGGUGGCGACGUGGGAGAACGUCGCAGCCUAUGAGGAGCAAACCCGGACAGCAGGACCUUCAAACAAGGUCAAUACUUUCCAGGCAGUGAUUGGUUACGAUGAGACGGACUCGUACGUCCUCUUCCUCUACCCUCAUGGUGGUCUGAACUUCUUCGGGACGCGGCCCAAGGAGUCGUACAACGUCGAGAUCGAGCUUCCUGCCAGAGUCGGCUUCAGCAGAGGAGAAAUUACAUAUUUAAUCUUUUCCCGAAUUGAAGGACCUUACUACACUGUCACCACUGAUGAACAAAGUGUUAAAAACCUCUACCAGGUCGGUAACACUGGAAUCCCAGGCGUUUGGCUUUUCCACACUGGGAACCGUUACUCUUUUGAAAACAUCGUCCCUGCAUCCACCGGCGGCGUCCUCGCAACUCCGCCCCAUGGACCAUACGGCCACUCCCUGGACACCACCACUCCUGAAUACGCAGAAUUUGAAGAAUAUGUAGACAACACCUUUGACCCCGAGACCCAGGAGGAAGAAGACGAUUACCCUCUGACGGGCGGGGACCCUGAAUUCCAGCCGGCCCCUUCUGGUGGCGAAGCUGGAAGUCCUGACCCUGGCCCGUCUCCCUCGGAGGACACUGAAGGUCCGGUGGUGUACGGCAGCGAAGACGUACCGCUGGACUCUGAGCCGAGGUACGGUCCAGAGCCGGAGAGGCAGUACGCUCCAGAACCAGAGCAAGAGCAGCCACAGCUUCCCCUGGAGGUGGUGGAUGUUUACCCCCCUCCCAGAAACCCACCCCGCCGUACCCCCGGAAGUCAUGUGGUCAGCGUGGACGAGGACGAUGUUAAUUUUGACACAGGAGUGAUUAAGUACACUACAGAAACUACAGAAACAUGUGCCAGAUUCCAGCAGCAGUGCUCCCAGAAUGCAUUUUGCACCGACUACACCACAGGCUACUGCUGUCACUGCCGGCCCGACUUCUACGGAAACGGACGCCACUGUCUGCCUGAUGGUGCUCCUCAGCGUGUCAGCGGUAAAGUGACAGGAACGGUGACUGUGGGAUCAACUCCAGUGGAGCUGAGCAACAUUGAUCUUCACGCCUACAUCGUGGUGGGAGAUGGGAGGGCGUACACUGCCAUCAGCGAGGUACCCGAACCCGUUGGCUGGGCUCUGAUGCCGGUUGCCCCGAUAGGGGAGCUGUUUGGGUGGCUGUUUGCUCUGGAGCUGCCCAACAGCCAAGCAGGAUUCAAAGUCACAGGCGCCGAGUUCACCCGUCAUGCAAAUGUGCUGUUUUACCCCGGCAACGAGCGCCUGUCAAUCAUCCAGACGGGCCGCGGCCUUGACGACCACAACCACCUCACAGUGGACACUGUAGUCAGCGGCAGCGUGCCCUUCCUGCCACCUGGAGCUGAAGUCACCAUGGACCCCUUCAAGGAGAUCUAUCAGUACUACCCCUCUGUCAUCACCUCCACCUCCGUGAGGGAGUUCUCGGUCGUUUCGGCCGAGCGCGGGUCCGAGUCCCACUCCUUCCAGCUGAAGCAGAACAUCACCUACCGCGACUGUCGCCACGACAACGACGCCGCCAUCCCGGAGACGUUGCAGAUAUCCAUGGAGAGGGUGUUCGUGAUGUACGUGAAGGAGGAGCGCAUCCUCAGAUACGCCAUCACCAACAAGAUCAGCCCAGUGGGAGCUGAGCCUCCACAACCUGCGUUGGUCAACCCCUGCUACUCCGGGAACCACGACUGCGACACCACGGCCCAGUGCAUCCCCCUCGAGGACCAGGCCUUCCAGUGCCAGUGCGCCACGGGUUACAGAGGAGACGGACGCAACUGUUACGACAUAAAUGAGUGUGCCGAGGGCCUAAGUACAUGUGGUGAUCAUGCCGAGUGUGUCAACCUGCCUGGGAGCCACCGCUGCCAGUGCCAGAGCGGCUACGAGUUUGGCUACGAUGGACGUACCUGCGUCGCUCAAUCAGUUCGCCCAAAGAGCCAGUGUGAGCAGCACAGAGACAGCGUGCAGAGUGGGGGGGGGCCCGGUGGAUAUCCGAGCCCCGGAGCCUUCGUCCCUCAGUGCGACUCUGACGGACAGUACCGAAGUCUGCAGUGCCAUGGCUCCACUGGACAUUGUUGGUGCGUGGACAGCAGUGGACAGGAGAGACCAGGAACCAGGACUCCACCUGGUACACCAUCCAAAGACUGUGACAAACCAGAUGAACCGGAGCGUCCUAAAACUCACUGUGAGCACCGCAGAGACAGUGUCCAGACCACCAGUCCAGAGGGAUAUCCUUUAUUUGGAGCCUAUGUACCCCAGUGUGAUGACAAUGGACAAUAUAUACCCCUGCAGUGCCACAGCUCCACUGGACACUGUUGGUGCGUGGACAGCAAUGGACAGGAGAAAGAUGGAACGAGAACAACGGCUGGUACAACGCCCACAGACUGCAGCAAACUGGAUGAGCCGCAGCGUCCUAAAACUCAGUGUGAGUACCACAGAGACAGCAUUCAGACCACCAGUCCAGAGGGAAAUCCCAUAAUAGGCGCCUAUGUACCUCAAUGUGACGCAGAGGGACAGUACAUACCACUGCAGUGCCAUGCCUCCACUGGAUAUUGCUGGUGUGUGGAUAGUACGGGACAACACAGAUCAGGAACCAGGACAUUACCUGGUGAACCUCCCAAAGACUGCGACAAACCAGAUGAACCAGAGCGUCCUAAAACUCACUGUGAGCAGCAGAGAGACAGUGUCCAGACCACCAGUCCAGAGGGAAAUCCUAUAGCAGGAGCCUAUGUACCUCAGUGUGAUGCAGCAGGACAGUACAUAUCCAGACAGUGUCAUGGCUCCACUGGACAUUGUUGGUGUGUGGACAAUAGAGGAGAAGAGAGACCAGGAACCAGGACUCCACCUGGUGCAACACGUAUAGACUGUGAUAGACCAGAGCGCCCUAAAACUCACUGUGAGCAGCGGAGAGACAGUGUCCAGACCACCAGUCCAGAGGGAUAUCCUAUAGUAGGAGCCUAUGUUCCUCAGUGUGAUGAGGCUGGACAGUACAUAUCCAGACAGUGUCAUGGCUCCACUGGACAUUGUUGGUGUGUGGACGAUAGAGGAGAGGAGAGACCAGGAACCAGGACUCCACCUGGUACAACACGUGUAGACUGUGAUAGACCAGAUGAACAAGAGCGUCCUAAAACUCACUGUGAGCACCACAGAGACGGUGUACGGACCACCAGUCCAGAGGGAUAUCCUGUAAUUGGAGCAUUUGUUCCACAGUGUGACGCAGCAGGACAGUACCUGCCUCAACAGUGUCACGGCUCCACUGGGCAUUGUUGGUGUGUGGACAAUAGAGGAGAUGAGAGACCAGGAACCAGGACUCCACCUGGUGCAACACGUGUAGACUGUGAUAGACCAGAGCGUCCUAAAACUCACUGUGAGCAGCGGAGAGACAGUGUCCAGACCACCAGCGCUGAUGGGUAUCCUAUAGCAGGAGCCUAUGUACCUCAGUGUGAUGACAGUGGACAGUACAUAUCAAAACAGUGCCACAGCUCCACUGGAUAUUGUUGGUGUGUGGACAAUAGAGGAGAGGAGAGACCAGGAACCAGGACUCCACCUGGUACACCAUCUGUAGACUGUGACAGACCAGUUGAACCUCCACGUCCUAAAACUCACUGUGAGCAGUACAGAGACAGUGUAAAGACCACCAGUCCAGAGGGAAAUCCUAUACUUGGAGUCUUUGUACCUCAGUGUGAUGACAGUGGACAGUACACAUCACUGCAGUGUCAUGGCUCCACUGGAUAUUGUUGGUGUGUGGACAGGACUGGACAAGAGAGACCAGGAACCAGGACUCCACCCGGUACACAACCUAAAGACUGUGACAGACCAGAUGAACCAAAGCGUCCUAAAACUCACUGUGAGCAGCACAGAGACAGUGUCCAGACCACCAGUCCAGACGGAAAUCCUAUAGUAGGAGCCUAUGUUCCUCAGUGUGAUGCAGCUGGACAGUACAUAUCAAGACAGUGUCAUGGCUCCACUGGACAUUGUUGGUGUGUGGACAAUAGAGGAGAUGAGAGACCAGGAACCAGGACUCCACCUGGUGCAACACGUGUAGACUGUGACAGACCAGAGCGUCCUAAAACUCACUGUGAGCAGCAGAGAGACAGUGUCCAGACCACCAGUCCAGAGGGAAAUCCUAUAGCAGGAGUCUAUGUACCUCAGUGUGAUGCAGCUGGACAGUACAUAUCAAAACAGUGUCAUGGCUCCACUGGACAUUGUUGGUGUGUGGACAAUAGAGGAGAAGAGAGACCAGGAACCAGGACUCCACCUGGUGCAACACGUAUAGACUGUGAUAGACCAGAGCGUCCUAAAACUCACUGUGAGCACCGGAGAGACAGUGUCGAGACCACCAGUCCAGAGGGAUAUCCUAGACCAGGAGUCUAUGUUCCUCAGUGUGAUGACAGUGGACAGUACAUAUCACUGCAGUGUCAUGGCUCCACUGGAUAUUGUUGGUGUGUGGACAGGACUGGACAAGAGAGACCAGGAACCAGGACUCCACCCGGUACACAACCUAAAGACUGCGACAGACCAGAUGAACCAGAGCGUCCUAAAACUCACUGUGAGCAGCGGAGAGACAGUGUCCAGACCACCAGUCCAGAGGGAUAUCCUAUAGCAGGAGCCUAUGUACCUCAGUGUGAUGCAGCUGGACAGUACAUAUCCAGACAGUGUCAUGGCUCCACUGGACAUUGUUGGUGUGUGGACAAUAGAGGAGAAGAGAGACCAGGAACCAGGACUCCACCUGGUGCAACACGUGUAGACUGUGAUAGACCAGAGCGUCCUAAAACUCACUGUGAGCAGCACAGAGACAGUGUCCAGACCACCAGUCCAGAGGGAUAUCCUAUAGCAGGAGCCUAUGUACCUCAGUGUGAUGCAGCUGGACAGUACAUAUCCAGACAGUGUCAUGGCUCCACUGGACAUUGUUGGUGUGUGGACAAUAGAGGAGAUGAGAGACCAGGAACCAGGACUCCACCUGGUGCAACACGUGUAGACUGUGAUAGACCAGAGCGUCCUAAAACUCACUGUGAGCAGCGGAGAGACAGUGUCCAGACCACCAGUCCAGAUGGAAAUCCUAUAGCAGGAGCCUAUGUACCUCAGUGUGAUGAGGCUGGACAGUACAUAUCCAGACAGUGUCAUGGCUCCACUGGACAUUGUUGGUGUGUGGACGAUAGAGGAGAGGAGAGACCAGGAACCAGGACUCCACCUGGUACAACACGUGUAGACUGUGAUAGACCAGAUGAACAAGAGCGUCCUAAAACUCACUGUGAGCACCACAGAGACGGUGUACGGACCACCAGUCCAGAGGGAUAUCCUGUAAUUGGAGCAUUUGUUCCACAGUGUGACGCAGCAGGACAGUACCUGCCUCAACAGUGUCACGGCUCCACUGGGCAUUGCUGGUGUGUGGACAGUAGCGGAGAUGAGAGACCAGGAACCAGGACUCCACCUGGUGCAACACGUGUAGAUUGUAAUACACCAGACGAGCGUCCUGAGAGCGUCUGUGAGCGAUGGAGGGCCAGUUUGAUUGAGCACUACGGCGGACAACCAGAACCACAGAACUACGUGCCUCAGUGUGAAGACGACGGGGAAUUCAGCCCAGUCCAGUGUUACGGGGAGACCACUUAUUGUUGGUGCGUGGACCAGGACGGACGGGAGGUUCCUGGCACUCGUUCGCACGACGUCGUCAAACCUGCUUGCAUCUCCACAGUGGCCCCUCCCACCGUGCGCCCGUUGCCGAGCCCGACUGUGACCCCGCCCCCGAACACUGACGUCACUCUGCUGUACGCUCAGGGACAGAAGAUAGGAGCGCUGCCUCUGAACGGGACCAGAUUCGACGCGAGCCGAUCCAAAACGCUACUGACUCUGCAUGGAUCCAUAGUCGUCGGUAUGGCCUUUGACUGCAAAGAGAACCAAGUCUACUGGACAGAUUUGUCUGCAAGAACAAUCAGCAGAGCAUCAAUGGCACCUGGAGCCGAGCCUAAGAUCAUCGUUAACACAAAUCUUGUUAGUCCAGAGGGUUUGGCCAUCGACGUCGAACGUAGGCUGAUGUUCUGGGUGGACUCGAACCCCGACCUCAUCGAAAGCGCCAACCUGGACGGCAGCGGGAGGAAGACCCUGUUCGACACAGACCUGGUCAACCCCCGCGCCAUCAUCGUGGUUUCCUCCACGGGGACUCUGUACUGGACAGACUGGAACCGAGAGGCUCCUAAGAUUGAGUGUUCAUCGGUGGAUGGUCGGAACCGCAGGGUGGUGGUGUCUGAUGGGAUCGGGCUGCCAAACGCUCUGACGUACGACUCUUCUACCGGACAAGUCUGCUGGGCUGAUGCAGGUACGAAGCGUUUAGAGUGUAUAUCUCCGGAUGGCUCGGGGCGACGAGUGAUCCACCCCGGCCUCAACUACCCAUUCAGCAUGGUCUACUACAGGAACCACUUCUACUACACCGACUGGAGGAGGGACGGCGUGAUCGCAGUUAGCAAAGCCAACAGUCAGCUCACCGACGAAUACCUGCCUGACCAGCGCUCUCACCUGUACGGCAUCGCCAUAGCAACCACCCACUGUCUAGCAGGCCACUAACGACGGACCGGCAGCCAUGGGGUCCUUUGGUGCUAAAGUUCUGGGGCGAUUCCUGAGCAGAGGGCAGAACCACCCUCUCCUGCAGAAGCAUGGACAGCUUCCCGAGAAGCCGAGAUCAUCAGCAAAUUUACAACCCCUCCACCCACCCCAACCCCAUUAUCCCACCUCAAAGAUAUAACCCAAAGUAAAGUUUUGUAAAUUUGUUUUAUACCUCAUUUUUUUUGUUUGUUUUCUAUUGUAUUUUUGUAUUUUGUGAGUUGUUUUUCUAUCAAUUAAAGCAAUGAAAUAAGAUUUUUAAAACAUA
Messenger RNA from Mugil cephalus (flathead mullet), 7489 nucleotides. RefSeq names its product nidogen 2a (osteonidogen) (gene nid2a). Gene Ontology annotation, biological process: cell-matrix adhesion. Lineage: Eukaryota; Metazoa; Chordata; Actinopteri; Mugiliformes; Mugilidae. The transcript has 55 exons. The coding region runs from base 151 to 7185 and encodes 2344 amino acids. Gene Ontology annotation, cellular component: basement membrane. The record is from RefSeq and is a predicted model, not a curated record. Gene Ontology annotation, molecular function: calcium ion binding.